GUAUUGUGGCAUUGUUUGCACUACAACCUGUGGAAAGGUCAAACAGUCAGCAGCUUCACAGCCUAGUGGAUAAGGCAUCCGCUAUAUUAAGCUCGCUGGAGUCCAUCGGCAAACCUGAGAAUAUUGUUCACGCUAUGGUUAUAUAUAUUAUAAUGGAAAAGUGUGAUCAGCAAACUCGGAACAAGUGGAAGGAAUCGCAGGACUACAAAACUCUGCCAACCUGGCUAGCAUGCACACAGCUUUUGGAACGCCACUGUCAGUUUCUCCAUUCGUCUGGAAACUCGGCUGCUACUUCGUCACAACGAAAGGCUGAAUCCAAUAAGUCAAAUCGUCAUUCUAAUCACCAAAUAAACUCGUCGUUUGCUAUCACUAAUCCGUCUUGUACACUUUGUUCUAGUUCUGGCCAUAAGAUCUCUAAUUGCGCUCAGUUCAAGGCUAUGAACAGCAACCAACGGUACGACAAUGCAAAACGCCUCGGUCUCUGCAUCAAUGGUCUUGGAAAUGGUCAUAGAGUGGCGCAAUGUUCAUCGACUCAUCGUUGCCGAUCCUGUAAUCGGAAUCAUCAUUCAUCUUUGCAUCACUCUCAGCCGCAACAGCCACCCCAAUCAUCAGCAGGACAAUCUUCAACUACUGAACCGGUACUCCAACCAGCGCAACCCUCCUGGCAAACAGCUCAUCAAGCUGCUUCACAUUCUCAUAUGGAGAUCGCAGCAGAUGAUCAAAUUUUGUUGGCAACAGCUAUGGUUUUGGUAAAGGAUGCCACAGCUUCGCCUUCGUCGUGAAAAACACCACAUUGGAAUUCGCAGUAUAGGAGACUCCCUUACUAGUUUGAAGGCUCGUACGACUACCUCUAUUAAGUCACGUACUUCCGGCUAUCAGCUCACUCUCCAGCUUGGAAUCACAUCCCAUAUUGCCUACCAGCCAGAUAGUGAGAUCGACAUAUCGAAUUGGAACCUACCAGCUAACACUCCAUUGGCUGACGAAUCGUUCUAUAGGACUAAACGUAUUGAUUUGUUACUGGGGACCGAAGCCUUCUAUGGAGCUCUAGCUGUUGGCCAGAUUCGCAUUGGUCCAAAUCUUCCCACUUUGCAGAAGACUCUUUUUGGUUGGGUUGUUGCUGGGAGGUACCAGCGGCAAUAUAACAGACAGCCACCAUUGUGCUUGGCGACUGUAGAAGAGUCGAUCGACAAGAAUUUGCAGCAAUUAUGGAAAGUGGACUCAUUUGUCGAUCCAAGCGCUAGAAUGCUCCCAAAUCAUCGUCGCUGUGAGGACCAUUUUAGGGACACAACACAUCAGGAUGCCAGUGGGCGGAUUGUCGUUCGCUUGCCAUUUCAAGAAGAUCCAAGUUGUCUUGGAAGUUCCUUCGAUACAGCUCGAACUCGAUUUUUUGCCAUUGAGAGACGUCUCGCUCGUCUACCGGAAAUUCGCUCGCAGUAUAUCUCGUUCAUGCAGGAAUAUGAAAGUCUCGGCCAUAUGUCCCUCGUACUGAAUCCUAACUUGGAAGAACCGCAUUAUUAUAUACCCCACCAUUUCGUUCUGAAACCAAGCAGUACCUCGACGAAGCUCAGAGUUGUCUUUGACGCCUCUUGCCGUACAACAUCUCAAAGGUCACUUAACGAUCUACUUUUAGUCGGCCCUACCAUUCAGGAUGAGUUGUACUUGCAAUUGCUGCGGUUCCGCAUGCAUAGGUUCGGCAUCACAGCCGACGUCACAAAAAUGUACAGGCAGGUACUUGUGAGUGAGAAGGAUAGAAAAUUCCAGUACAUUUUGUGGCGAGCAUCUCCAAAUACGCAUCUUCAAACCUACCAACUCAAUACAGUGACAUAUGGGACUGCGUCUGCCCCAUUUCUCGCAACUCGUAGUUUGCAUUACUUGGCUGAGGAUUGUAAGGAUGCAUGGCCAUUAGGGGCUGCUGCUGUUAAAACUGCAUUUUAUGUUGAUGACCUUUUGUGUGGGGCUGGUGAUAUAGAUACACUCUUCAAACUAAAAACUGAAAUCACAUCAACUCUCGCUCGUGGUCAGUUUCCAUUAUGCAAGUGGCAUUCAAAUCAUCCAGGCGUGAUGGAAGACGAAUCUACCAAGGAAUUAAACAUUUCAGAAAACUUAGUCAGCAGCACACUCGGCUUAACUUGGCAUCAACGAAGAGAUGCAUUUAGUUUCACAUUUAAUCCAAAGGAAGUCUAUCCCACUACCACAAAACGAACAAUUUUGUCUACUGCGUCGUCGCUAUUCGAUCCAAUCGGUCUGCUAUCACCGUUAGUCAUUGUCUCUAAGAUCAUUCUUCAGGAGUUGUGGCUUUUGAAACUCGACUGGGACGCGUCUGUCCCCCAGAAUUUAAGCCACGCAUGGAGCAAGUGUUUGGAAUCGCUGAAUUCACUGUCGUCACUAGCGGUACCUCGUUUUUGUUUGCAGCCUGAUACUAGGAGCAUUCAAAUACAUGGAUUUUGCGACGCAUCGAUUCGGGCAUACGGCUGCUGUGUUUAUGUGCGCACGGAGAAUUCGCUUGGACAGGUCACAGUGAAAUUGUUCACUUCUAAGUCUAGAGUAGCACCAGUGAAGAAACAGUCUCUUCCGAAGCUUGAACUAUGCGGCGCACAUCUACUUUCUCAGUUGUAUAACAAAGUCAAGGCCAUAUUCAGUAAACACACUAUCACAUCUUAUUUUUGGAGCGACUCACAGCUCGUAUUGCAUUGGUUGCAACAACACUCAGUCACCUUAUCGACCUUUGUUGGAAAUCGAGUGUCCGAUAUUCAGGAUUUAACGUCUGAUGGAAAAUGGCGCUAUGUGCCAACACAUCAAAACCCUGCUGAUAUUCUGUCGCGAGGCUGUAACGUGAGCGAGUUGAUUAAGUCUCCAUGGUUUUCGGGUCCUACGUUUCUAGUCGAAGAUUCACUAAGCUGGCCCGCCACUGGUGGAAAACUUGAUAUUGACAUGGACGUGGUUAACUCGGAGAAUCGGAAAAGUUUGUUUGCUGCCGUACACGAGACAAAUAAUAUCCUCAACAUCGUCGAUAAUAUCAGCUCGUACACUCACAGUCUGCGUCUCAUUGCUUGGAUGAUUAGGUUCAUAAGGAGAUGUCGGAAGCAAUCGACGUUUACCACAACCUCACCGACGCCAGAUGAACUUCGUUUUGCUUCACAUUGCCUUAUUUGGAACAUUCAACAAACUCAUUUUGUAGAGGACAUCCGUUUACUUCAGAAGCAAAAACCAUUAAAAAGCAGCUUAAAGUUUCUUACUCCCUUUUUAGAAGUCGUGAAUCAGUCCAAAUUUGUAUGGAACUAUAUUCGCCAUUUGCAUCUUCGGAACUAUCACGCUGGACCUAAAGCCCUAGUCGCUCUCAUUCGUUUGGAGUAUUGGAUCGUUAACGCCAGAGACUUGGCACGUAGAAUUGUUCGCUCCUGUGUACACUGCGUUCGCUACAGACCGAAGCUGCUACAACAACUCAUGGGCUCAUUACCGCCUACGCGACUCGCUCCGGCUCGACCCUUUGAACGCUGUGGAGUUGACUUUUGUGGACCCAUCAACACAUAUCUACGCAUUCGAGGAAAGGGACCUACAAAAGCAUACAUAGCCGUGUUCGUUUGCCUUCUCACCAAGGCCGUUCACAUCGAAGUAGUCUCUGAUUUGUCAACAAAGGCGUUCUUAAACGCAUUGAAACGGAUGGGAGGUCGUCGCAAGCUGCAGACAGACAUCUUCUGCGAUAAUGCCACUAACUUUGUAGGGGCAUCAAAUCAACUGCAGGAACUAAAAAAGUUUAUGUUUUUAAAGCAGACCCAAGAUGCAAUCUAUAAAUUUUGCGCAUCUGACUUUAUUAAUUUCCAUUUUAUUCCCCCCAGGGCACCUCAUUUCGGAGGCCUUUGGGAAGCGGCAGUCAAGAGUGCAAAGGGGCUGUUAAAUCGUACGCUGGCCAACACCAGGUUCACCUUCGAAGAGUUGAGCACUGUCGUCGUCGAGAUAGAAUCGAUCCUCAACUCGCGCCCGCUAUCGCCGCUUUCGUCAGACCCAAAUGACUAUAGCACUCUCACGGCUGGUCAUCUCUUGGUUGGCGAAUCAUUGCGAUCACUACCUGAAAGGUCCCUCGAGAAUAUCAAGCUGUCAAGUAUGGACCGCUACGAUGCGAUUACGGCCGUCAAGCAACGGUUUUGGAAGCAAUGGUCUGCUGACUAUGUCAACGAAUUACGAUCGCGCACGAAGUGGACAGCACCCUCAACGAACCUCACCGAGGGCACGUUGGUCAUCAUCCAUGAGGACAACCUGCCACCGCUACGCUGGAAACUAGGCCGAGUGCAGUCUACUGUGCUUGGGAAGGAUGGACUUGUACGGGUGGUGCACCUCCGCACUGCAAAUGGAACAUGUUGCAGGCCAAUACACAAGUUGGCAAUUCUUCCGGUGGUUUAAAAGCAGUCCUUUCAACGGGGCCGGGAUGUUCGGUCAAA
Molecule: messenger RNA, 4436 nt
Organism: Drosophila miranda
Lineage: Eukaryota; Metazoa; Arthropoda; Insecta; Diptera; Drosophilidae
Exons: 2
Coding region: 757-4398 (1213 amino acids)
Biological process (GO): DNA integration
Molecular function (GO): nucleic acid binding
Source: RefSeq, a predicted model, not a curated record